CUUCGAUCGAAGCAUCUACAUCCAAAGAAAGGAUUCGAACUCGAUGACCUCAACCACAUCUGCUUCUCCCUAUCUUCGAUCGAAGCAUCUGCAUCCAAAGAAUCAACAUGUGAAGGGAGAGGGAGAGGGAGAGGAACAGAAGGAGAGGACCAGAAGGUUCGAUGCUCCUCUCUCUGGGAAGACACAUGAUUCUAGCCUGUUUGGUAACGAGAAUAGACACUUUUUAUGGGAAUAGCUGAGCGCUGGGGUGUUUGGGUCUUAUUCCGAGAACCGACAAAUAAACACAUUCUAUAACA
Messenger RNA from Rubroshorea leprosula, 296 nucleotides. The record is from the annotation of a GenBank genome assembly. NCBI's taxonomy places the organism in Eukaryota, Viridiplantae, Streptophyta, Magnoliopsida, Malvales, Dipterocarpaceae.